AUGCAUUGUGGGCCUCCCGACAUGGUCUGCGAGACGAAGAUCGUGGCCGCCGAGGACCAUGAGGCGCUGCCGGGGGCCAAGAAGGACGCGCUGCUCGCCGCCGCCGGCGCCAUGUGGCCCCCGCUGCCCGCAGCUCCUGGGCCGGCCGCCGCCCCCGCCGCGCCCCCGCCAGCGCCGGGCCCCCAGCCCCUCGGCGGCGCGGGGGGCGCGGAGCCGCCGGAGGGGCGCGGCGUGUACAUCCGCGAGAUCCGCGCGGCGGAGCAGGAGGCGGCGCGCCGCAUCUUCUACGACGGCAUCAUGGAGCGCAUCCCCAACACGGCCUUCCGCGGCCUGCGGCACCACCCGCGCACGCAGCUGCUCUACGCCCUGCUGGCCGCGCUCUGCUUUGCCCUGACCCGCUCGCUGCUGCUGACGUGCCUGGUGCCAGCGGGGCUGCUGGCCCUGCGCUAUUACUACAGCCGGAAGGUGGUCCUCGCCUACCUGGAUUGUGCGCUACACACAGACAUGGCCGACAUCGAGCAGUAUUACGUGAAGCCCCCUGGCUCCUGCUUCUGGGUGGCCGUGCUGGACGGCAACGUGGUGGGCAUCGUGGCAGCGCGGGCGCACGCGGCGGACAACACGGUGGAGCUGCUGCGCAUGUCGGUGGACUCACGCUUCCGUGGCAAGGGCAUCGCCAAGGCGCUGGGCCGUAAGGUGCUGGAGUUCGCCCUGGUGCACAACUACUCUGCGGUAGUGCUGGGCACGACAGCCGUCAAGGUGGCCGCCCACAAGCUCUACGAGUCGCUGGGCUUCAGGCACAUGGGCUCGAGCGACCGCUACGUGAUGCCCGGCAUGACCCUCUCGCUGGCCGAGCGCCUCUUCUUCCAGGUCCGCUACCACCGCUACCGCCUGCAGCUGCGCGAGGAGUGA
Messenger RNA from Kogia breviceps (pygmy sperm whale), 909 nucleotides. RefSeq names its product N-acetyltransferase 8 like (gene ASPNAT). Lineage: Eukaryota; Metazoa; Chordata; Mammalia; Artiodactyla; Physeteridae. Gene Ontology annotation, molecular function: L-aspartate N-acetyltransferase activity. The record is from RefSeq and is a predicted model, not a curated record. Gene Ontology annotation, cellular component: mitochondrial membrane.